UAAAAAAAAUGCUCACGAAACCAGUGCAGAUUUGUGGAAUGUCGUUUGCGGUAAACUAACAAAAAAAGAUGAUAAUGAUGCUAUCUGAGACAGACUGGAUGAAAAAGCCUUGGCAAAUACAAUAUUAAAUGUAAAUCCGUCACAGAUAAACUAUAUAAAAAAAUGCCCUACAUCGAGUUCAGCAUGACAGAAGUUACGCGAAGUACAUAUGCCAAGUGGUCCAGUUCGAAAGGUUGCUUUGUAUAAGCAAUUGCUGGCCCUUAGUAUGUCUGAUGGUGACAGUGUGACGGAGUUUAUCAAUUCGUUUGUCGAUGUUAUUGAUAAACUGGCCCAAGUGGACAUUACGCUUAACGAAGAACUCAAGGUCACCAUGCUUUUUUCUAGCUUGCCUGUAAAAUAUGAAAAUUUCGUAGUCGCCAUAGAAACACGCGAUUCGUUACGUACGUUUGACGUCAUAAAGGUUAAACUUCUAGAAGAAGGAGCGCGAAGAGAACAAAGAGAUGAAAGUGAGUCACAACAGCAAGCGCUCUAUGUGCAGAAUAAGCAACAAAGUAAAAACAAAGAAAAGGCGGAUGAAAUAAAAAAUGAAACGAAGUUUAGCGGCAAAUGUUUUCGCUGUGGCAAAUGCGGCCACAUAGCAACAAAAUGCAGAUCAAAACAAUAGAGCAAUAAGCAGUUUGACAACAAUAAGCAAAAACUUUCUUUUUCUGUGUUCGCAGCAAGUAAUGAUAUCGUUAUAAACAGAAAUACAUGGUAUGUAGAUAGUGGCGCAACUUUUCAUAUGUGUUAUGAAAAGAGUAUGUUCGUGUCGUUUGUUGAACACGAUCAAAAGGUGAUGUUGUAAACUCACCCGAUAAAGGCGCGGUAAAAAUAAAGACAAGUGAAUGUGUUUGAGAUUUGGCACAGCAACCAGUCGAUAUGGCAUCACCCAUUUAAUAGUUUUUGACAGUGGCAUUUUUAACAUCUGACAAGCAAUAAUUUGGCUUCAUUUUUGCUUUUUCUUUCUCCUUCUUCGUACUUGGAUACUGGCAGAGUGUGCACGCUUUCUUUGGCUUCGCGAAAUAUAAGUAAUUUAUAAGUUAUUCUAGUCUAAUUUUCGUAAAUUAAAUAA
This is a messenger RNA of Teleopsis dalmanni, 1111 nucleotides long. RefSeq lists its product as uncharacterized. Bases 209 to 664 code for a protein of 151 amino acids. The transcript has 2 exons. Gene Ontology annotation, molecular function: zinc ion binding; nucleic acid binding. Lineage: Eukaryota; Metazoa; Arthropoda; Insecta; Diptera; Diopsidae. The record is from RefSeq and is a predicted model, not a curated record.